AUGUGGAGAAGAGCUGUCAACAAGAUGGCAUACAACAAAGUUGCGAGUUUGAGGGAGCGACAAUAUGCCGACGGUUAUGGCCGAGAUGUUCGUGGCUAUACCCGACACUAUGGCCAGCGAGAAGAACUGCACGACGAUGUCAGGGGUGUGGAGUACGGAGGAAGGAGUGAUAUAUCUGUGGACUCAAUCGAAAAGGACCCGGAAAGGACGUGGCUGGAGCAAUUGCGGGCCAGGGGCUCCCGUGUGGUGCAAGUCACGUAUCCGCGCACCGCCAACAAUCCCAAGGAGCUCACCGUAAACCGCGGCGAAUUCCUCGAGGUUCUAGAUGACUCGAGGAAGUGGUGGAAGGUGCAGAACAUGCAAGGCCGGGUGGGACACGUGCCAAACACGAUCGUGACGCUGUAUACGUUUCCGAAUGACGGGCCCCUCGUCGACGACCGCUCCCGCGACCAGGUAGACCCGGAAGAAGCCUUUCCCAAUCCCCUCUACUCCCCCGAGGGCUACUACCCUCAGAUGAAUCCAAAAAGCGUCCUCAAGACCGGCAAGACGCCUGGCAGAGUCUACGACUGGGAUGACGACUGA
Molecule: messenger RNA, 582 nt
Organism: Notodromas monacha
Lineage: Eukaryota; Metazoa; Arthropoda; Ostracoda; Podocopida; Cyprididae
Source: the annotation of a GenBank genome assembly